AUGGUCGCCAAAAUCGAUGAUUCUAUGCCUGCGCGCAUAUCAUCAGACUGCCCUGAGGAAAUUCGAGAAGUUCUCUACCAUGCUUGGGGUCAUGACAGGAGUGGCUUGAAACAGCUGCUCAAAACCACCGGCAAGGCCAAUGCCCAGGACCCCAAGACUGGAGAGACACCCUUGCAUGCAGCCAUCCGUGCCUGCGGGCCUGCUUCUCCUGAGGAUGAUGAUCAAGAAGAGGAUGGUUCUGUCGAGGAGGCCAAGGAGAUUGUCCAUGAUCUUUUCCUUCAAGGCGCCAUCUGGAACGAUGUUGACAGCAAUAAUGAGACACCCGGAUGUCUCGCCCUCAGACUAGGCCGCAAGCCUCUUUACCAACUCUGUGUUGAGGCUGGAGUGCGAGCAGAGCUUCUGUUCGCUCUUAUGGGAGAUUAUGAAGAACUCUCAUCUGGUUCAGAGGAUGGCGAUGAGAUGGAGGUCGAGGAGAACGAUGAUGAGGCGCCUCAGCUGGUUUCCACUGAGGAUGUUGCUCCUAUAGUAGAAGAGCCCAAGUUCAUUCCCCCCGAUGCCAAGGAGAAGCAGGUCACAAGCGAAGAGUACCUCAAUUCGAAACUAGUAUAUGACGAUGCUAAGCUCGUGGAUUCUGACCUCAACGGUGUCAUGAUGGCCUGGGAAACGGACAUCAUGCGCCGUUCCGUUGCUGCACUUAUUCCCGACUCAGCCUCAGGCAAGCGUAUCCUUAACAUUGGUUUCGGUAUGGGUAUUAUCGAUGGCAUGUUCGCAGACCUCAAGCCCUCACGCCACCACAUCAUCGAAGCGCACCCCAGUGUUGUCGAGCACCUUUCCAAGGACGAAUCUAAGUUCGGCCCCAGCUGGGAGAAGAGCGGACCUGAAGAGGGGGCUUUCAAAGUGCACAAGGGCAAGUGGCAGGACAUUGUACCAAAGCUAAUCGAGGAUGGCGAGGUUUACGAUGCCAUCUACUUUGACACCUUUGGCGAAGACUACUCUCAGCUGCGUCACUUCUUCUCCGAAGUCAUCAUCGGUAUCAUGGACCAGGAGGGCAAAUUCAGCUUCUUCAACGGACUUGGUGCUGACAGAAAGAUCUGCUACGAUGUCUACACCAAGGUAGUCGAGAUGCAGUGUGCUGAUGCCGGUCUUGAUGUUGAAUGGGAAGAGAGCGACGUCGAUAUGUCUGGCCUGGACAAGGCCGGUGAAGGAGAAUGGGAGGGUGUACGAAGGCGUUACUGGACCCUGGACAAAUAUCGAUUGCCUAUCUGCACAUUCAUGGGUUAA
Fusarium coffeatum is the source of this 1281-nucleotide messenger RNA. RefSeq lists its product as uncharacterized. Bases 1 to 1281 code for a protein of 426 amino acids. Gene Ontology annotation, biological process: peptidyl-arginine methylation. Gene Ontology annotation, molecular function: protein arginine N5-methyltransferase activity. Gene Ontology annotation, cellular component: nucleus; cytoplasm. The transcript has 2 exons. Lineage: Eukaryota; Fungi; Ascomycota; Sordariomycetes; Hypocreales; Nectriaceae. The record is from RefSeq and is a predicted model, not a curated record.